GAUUGGUCGACAUCGAGAGGAGUCAACCAAUUGUAAUCGAGACUCGGGCUGGCGACGAUUCAAAGUGUCGAUAGCAAACAUACAUGGUUUUGUGACAAAUUUUGAAUAUUUUACACAACUUGAACGAUAUUGGUUGUUAAAAUCUUGUUAAACAAGCAUUGAGAUGUCAUCUCGGGCAAGCACCAGAAGCUUGAUGGCCAAGUCACAGAAUACCAAAAGUGUUCUUGGCCUCAAGAAAGUUCCAAAUGAGAACCUCAACCGUCCCCCAUUGUCCAGAAAACCCAGUACUACAAAUCUCCUCCGAGACACAACCAACAAAGUUUUAGGGCUGAAAAGGAAGGCCGAGACUUCUAAUGAUGAAAAUAAGGUUACCAAGAAAAGAUCUGCUUUUGGUGACCUCACAAAUGCUUUUGAUAAGAACAAAGAAGCCAAGAAACCUCUAGCUCAAAAAGAGAGAGUCUUGAGGAAUGUCACCAACAAUGUUCUAAAGGCAAAGACUUCUAAACCUGUGUCCAGAGCUCCCUCAUUUGGAAAGACAAAGCCAAAAACAGCAACCAGAGAAGAAAAGGCUGAAACGUCCAAAAGUGAGGAAGUCAAGGAUAUUUCGUUUUGUGAGAGCCUCCUCAGCUCUCAGGAGCCCGUGCUGUCAUCGCAGGAGUCAACAAAGACAGAUGCAGAUGCCAACAAAACAGAUCUUGAUGAUUCUGCUGCUUACAUAACUGCUUCUGAAGGAAGGUACAGCACUAAAAGAGCACCAAAACGGCACAGAGCAUUGGAAUGUGGUAGUCCUCCCGUUCCCUUAAAGCUGCAGGUUGAGCUUCAGGUGCGACAGCAGCCACAGUUGCCAGAAGGCGUUGACGAUUAUGACAGGGAAAUGGAGAAUGACUUGUAUGCUGUUGCAACAUAUGCACAAGAUAUUUUCAAAUACUACAAAGAGAGGGAGGGUAAAUUCACAAUAUCCAAAUACAUAGAUACUCAGCCUGAAGUGUCCAAAAGCAUGAGAUCUAUACUUGUUGACUGGAUGGUUGAAGUUCAGGAAUCAUUUGAGCUGAACCAUGAGACCUUAUAUUUAGCUGUGAAAAUAGUUGAUCUAUACUUAUCAAGAUAUAUCAUCAAACGUGAUCAACUUCAGCUACUGGGCUCAACUGCCUUGUUUAUUGCUUGUAAAUUUGAUGAAAGAACUCCGCCGUAUGCCGACGACUUUCUUUAUAUAUGUGAUGAUGCCUAUAAGAGAAAAGAACUACUUUCCAUGGAGAUCAAAGUACUGAAGGUUGUUGGAUAUGAUUUGGGCAUCCCUCUCUCCUACAGAUUUCUCCGAAGAUAUGCCAGGUGCGCUAAAGUAAGCAUGGAAGAUUUAACGCUAACACGUUUCAUUUUGGAAAUGAGCCUAAUGGACUACGACUUGAUAGACGCCUCUGAUUCAGCCUUAGCUGCAGCUGCUCUUUUCUUUACAAGGAUUAUCAGAGGUGAUCCAACAUGGUCUCCAACACUUCAGUAUUAUUCAGGGUACUCUAUGGAGGAUUUGUACCACCUAGUGCAUCACCUCCACAAUAUGAUUUUGCAGCCACCUAAAGACCACCUUAAAACCAUCAGGAACAAGUAUUCUCACAAAGUAUUCUUUGAGGUCGCCCUAAUUCCUAUACCAGAGAAUCUAAAUAUCUGAUUUGCUUGUAUGUGGGGAGUCUGAAGGAGUUGGUGACAGAAAUCAAAUGUACAAACCUAGUUUAUUAGAUGUGAAUGAUAUUUUUGUGAGUGUAUUUGUACCGAUGCAGGACAAAGUGAAAUUUUAAAUUUACUAGUUUGAUUUUCUACAUUCUCAUUGUAAUGUGCUUGUAGAAAUUGCUCCUCUUUCUGAUUUAUGUUGGACUGCAUUGUAUGAGGUAAGUGUAGUGUGAGAUAUUUUUGAAGAUUUUUUGUAUCAAUCUUUGGUACUUAAGAAAUUUUUAAGUGUUCAUGAUGCCAUUGAAUGUUCAGUUGUAGAUACUCUGUAAAUAGAGAUAGAACUUUUAUGUAUUUUGUCUUAGGUACCCUUUCAUGAGUUAUAUACAAUGUACAGUAUGAUGAUGUUUUUAGUAUUAUAGAAUGACUAAGAGAAGCCUGAAACUUGACUAAAAGAUAAUGUCUUGUAUUUCAUAGUUUACUCAAUGGUGUCAAUACUCUUCCAAAGUUAUACACUCUUACAACAUGACAGUAUUUAUGCAUUGGCUUUAUUUUUAUCGUCUCGGGAGAUGACUUCUCUACUCAAAGGGAUAGUGCUAAUUGCAAACAAAACCAUUUACAUAGAGUUAUCUCAACACAGACAGAAUUUAUGGUAUAUUUCAUCAAUUACAAGCUGCUUAGGCAGUUUAGUUUGUCUUUAUAUCAUCCUUAUAGUUUGUACAAAUUUAAUUCAAAUGUAAAAGAUGCAUUUUUAUUCUGCUAAAUUUGACUACAGAUUUACUUCAAAAAGACUUGUGGUUAUCAUGGGGUUAUCAUUCUGACAAAGUAAUUAGUUGUAAAACCACUGCAAUAAAUUGGGUUAUUGCUGGCCGUACACUCAGAAAUAUUAAACCAUAGGAACUGAAAGAUAUCGGCUGAAUUUCAGAAAUAUUAAACCAUAGGAACUGAAAGAUAUCUGCUGAAUUUCAAAUGCUAUCUACAAAUAGAACAACUACUGUAGUUGCUAUACUCCAUCUACAACAGGAUUAUGACAAAGACUGUAGCAUACUUGUUUUUCUUAUUAGUCAACAUGUCUUAAAAUUUCAAAUGAGUAUAUUUGUUGCAUAAUUUCAUUGUGGGAUUAACUAUUUUACAGAAAAUUUGUUGCCAUAAAUUUAAAUAAAUUUUGGUUUUGUCUCAUAGUUAGUCUGUAUGAAUCAAAAUGAGCAGAAUUUGUUAAUGACCACCUUGAUGUAUUCUGGCUUAAGUAUUGUAUUACUAUCUGAUCUUGUUAUAUAACUCCAGGAAACUGCUGUGAAAACUGAGAGUAAGCAUCCUUAGCGUAUUGCAUUACUGUUUCAUCCACAUUAAAAUCUAGCUUAGAUGUAGCAUUAUUUAUUUACGUUUUUACCAUUUUGAAAUUAAUAAAAAAUGGUAAUGCCCCAUGAAGGCUGAUGUUCAUUAGUGGUGAAGCAGUUCAGUUUAAAAGUAGAUUUUUCAUGAAUUUUCAACAGCUGACUGAUGUCAGUUGCACAAGAUUUCUACUUUUUUAUGAAGCUUAAAUUAGAUGUAAUUUGUAAAUGUUUUAAGCUACACAUAAACUUUGUUGAGAAACACUAA
Messenger RNA from Macrobrachium nipponense, 3258 nucleotides. RefSeq names its product G2/mitotic-specific cyclin-B3-like (gene CycB3). NCBI's taxonomy places the organism in Eukaryota, Metazoa, Arthropoda, Malacostraca, Decapoda, Palaemonidae. Gene Ontology annotation, biological process: mitotic cell cycle phase transition; regulation of cyclin-dependent protein serine/threonine kinase activity. Gene Ontology annotation, cellular component: cytoplasm; nucleus; cyclin-dependent protein kinase holoenzyme complex. Gene Ontology annotation, molecular function: cyclin-dependent protein serine/threonine kinase regulator activity. The record is from RefSeq and is a predicted model, not a curated record. The transcript is spliced from 10 exons. The coding region runs from base 164 to 1663 and encodes 499 amino acids.